AAAUGCUUUAAUUUUCAGUAAUGUCCAUUCCAUUGCGAGGCAUCGUUCGUGUACAAAGGGCUCUCCUGCUUGCGCGCCAGGCGCCUCGUCUUUGCACUCCUGUGUCAACAAGCGCUGUCCGAUCUGCUAGCACACUGGAUGACGGAGCCAACAAAACACAUGAUCAUUCUCUCCAUUUUAAGCUUGAACGCUACUUCGCAGCUGCAAUAACGCCCUUGUUCCCUGCUGCCUAUUUCAUCCACGGUCCCGUCAUGGAUGCUUUGCUCACGGCGGCGCUAGUUCUGCACAUCCAUUGGGGAGUACAAGGUGUUGUUCAAGACUAUGCUCGCCCAUUUGUGAUUGGUAUUCCUCUAGCGAAGGCCGCUCGUGCGGGUGUAUACCUCAUCACCGCUGCUUUAUUGGCCGGUCUUCUCCACUUCAACACCAACGAUGUCGGGCUCACGAAGGCUUUCGAGAUGGUGUUCUCUUUGUAAUUCGAAGAAUAUGUGCUAGUGAUCUUUCGGUGUUCGCAUUCGGUGUAUUGUUGCGAUCGUUUGUCUCUUCAUGUGCAGAAUAUUUAGGAUGGUUUCGAUCUAUAGAUCAAUAGAGUUACUGGUAUAUUAGUGUAGUAUUCAAUAAAAUUGUUGGCUUACGCGAAUG
This is a messenger RNA of Cylicocyclus nassatus, 639 nucleotides long. NCBI's taxonomy places the organism in Eukaryota, Metazoa, Nematoda, Chromadorea, Rhabditida, Strongylidae. The record is from the annotation of a GenBank genome assembly.